CGGGGAGGACUCCGAGGGCAGACGUUCCAAAGCUACCCCGACGGAGAGACACACCGAGACGCCCCUGCCAUCGGGAGCCCUUCGGUCUCAGCCCCGUUCCAGAUUCAGCUGAAAGGUGGAGGGCCCAGGGACGCAAGACACGAAGGAGUCGUUAAACGACUCGAAGGGCAAGGACGGCGCGGACAUCGCCUCUACGCUGAGCGGUUUGUUCGCCGGACUUCCGGCGUUGGCCGGUCCCCAACGCCUCGCCAAUUCCCUCAGGCAGAAGUUCGCCAAUAACUCCGAGGGAUGGCGAGACUCAGUGUUGGGGGCUCCGCGCCGACUGUUGGUUACUCUCGGGAGUCUCUCCAGGGACAAUUCGCCCUGUCCUGCCACGAAGGAGGAAACUCUACCAAUUCUUCCCGUCCCGGAUUUAGAAGUAACCAUGCAGAAGUAUUUGGCCCAGGUUGAAGUAAUUGCUCCGAAUAAUUUGGAGAAAACUAGAAACUUGGUAAGGGCGUUUCUUUCCGGACCUGGGCCUAAACUUCAGCAACGUCUUCUGGAACGUAGACAGAAGACCACGAACUGGGCAACCCAAUGGUGGCUCAAUGACAUGUACCUCUCUGUCCCAUUGGCUCUACCUAUCAAUAGUAAUCCAGGCCUGGUUGCAAGACCGAAACGAUUUUCCAAUCAAAAGGAAGCAGCAGUGUUCCUUGCCAGAUUCCUAACAGAGCUGCUUAAUUAUCAAGAGCUGCUGGAUGCAAAUGGUCUAGAACCCGAUAAGGUAAAGUCGAAAAAUGGGAAGGGUAUGCAACCUCUAUGUAUGGCACAACAUUACCAAAUGUUCCGCAUUUAUCGACGACCUGGGAUCAACGGUGACGAACAAGUUAUACUUGACAGGGCUACAUCGGGUGAUCACAUAAUCAUUGCACAUCACAACCAGUUUUAUAGUGUGCCAGUCAGAGCACCGGACAGAGCUCGUAUAACAGAAGCGGAACUAGUCCAGCAGAUUCUAAGCAUCAUGGAAACCAAAGCUGAUCCCAGGACUCCACCUGUCGGUAUACUUACGACCGCAAAGAGACCAGCUUGGGCAAAAGCCAGGGAAGAAUUACUAAAACAUGAACGAAAUCGGCACAAUUUGGAAUUACUGGAAUGCUGUCUGUGUGUGGUCUGCAUCGAUGACGAUGUCCUGCCUGCCACAUUCAACAACUCUUUGAAGAAAGAGGAUCGGUGGAUAGGGGAUAGAGAUUUUGCGAACGUGCUUCAUCACGCUCUGCACGGUGGAGGUUCCAGACAUUUGGGCGCGAAUCGCUGGUUCGAUAAAACUUUUCACGCUAUACUCGGCAAGGAUGGAUUCUGGGGAUUGACUUACGAACACUCAGCUGGCGAGGCGCCAGCGAUUUUCAAGGCGUUCGAAGAAUUGACAGAGAAAGUCGACGCAAUGCCUCCACCGGAUGAAAAUACAGUGCCGUCUCAUUUACCUGCGCCUGAAAAACUCGAAUGGCACUUGUCUGAACAAAGUCUUAAUUAUAUCAGAGAAGCAAUGACGUCUUUCGACUACUUGGUGGAAGACUUGGAUCUUUGCAUUUUGUGGUUUGAAGACUACUCGAAGGAGUUUAUAAAAUCGUGCAAAAUCAGUCCGGACGUUUAUUUACAAUUAUCACUGCAACUUACGUAUUUCAAAUUACACGGGGUCUUGGUCGCCACAUAUGAAAGCGCAGGCAUCAGGAGAUUUGCUCUAGGAAGGGUGGACUGCAUAAGGGCAGCCAGUCCAGAGGCAUUGGCAUGGGCGAAGGCAAUGUGCCAAGGGGAUCCAGAGAGUCAAGCAGCGAACGAGCAGAACAACAUCCCUGACAAAGGCACCAAAAGAGUUCAGUUCACCAUUUACAGUCAAGAGAGAAUGAAGGAGUUAUUCGAUCUGGCGGUGCAGAGGCAAACUAAGGAAAUGAAUGACAACAUAAAUGGACUAGGAAUUGACAACCAUUUAAUGGGGCUGCAUUACGCGGCGAAAGAAGCUGGAGAACCAGUCCCUGACAUCUUUACGGAUGAGGCUUAUAAAAUCAUCAAUCAUUUCGCACUCUCAACGUCGCAGGUAACUACAAAGAACGAUACAAUCGCAGGAUAUGGGCCAGUGGUUCCGGAUGGUUACGGGUGUGGUUACAACAUCAGGGACAACGGCUUUAUAUUCGCGGUGUCCGCUUUCCAUAGCGACGGUAGGACGAACGCGAUGAAAUUCGCGCAAACGCUUGAGCAAAGCUUGCGGGAUAUGGCGACCAUGUUGAAAAAUGCAUCAGCUCAGCGAUGAAACAAAUCGUGAAUUCGUCGCUGCGAAUAAAAAGUAAAAAGCCACAGUAGAACCUCGAUUAACUCGGAAUGUUCCCUCGAAAAUAUCCCAUGGGGAUUUAAGGCUCUUUUCUAUUUAGAACGAAGUCAGUCGUCAGUGUAUCGAUUUAUCUCCAUUUUCUUGAAAAUUCUUGGAUCUAGAGUCAUUAUAAUAUUCCUACUAGCAUAAAUGUUAUCAUGUGUGCUUCUAUUAACACACAGACAACCACUCAGAAAGAAACUGUGAUUAUAAUGUUUUCCACUAACUUAAAUCGAACUCAAUUAACAGGUUUCAUUAAAAAUUAUGUUCCAAAAGAGCAAGAAAGAUAUCUAAUGAAUUGCAAGUAUCCCCAGUUCAAGGUUUACUAGAUAAUCAAAAAGAAAAAAUUAACAAAAUAAAUGGCUGUGCGUUGCUAAGUGAAAAGUGGGAGACUUGCCAUUCGGUUGGUUAAGUGUUAACCUGUUAACUGUGGAAUUUAAUUUAAAAAAUCUCUCAUUGUAAGCUUAAUGAAAUCAAACAAUGAAGUGUAUACUAGUCAGACGCUGGAAAAAUGCACCUAUAAUAUAUUCUAAUGAGAAACUAAAACGAAACGAAGAAGAACUACAUGUGUGUCUGAACAACUAAAUAAUUGAUCGGUAAAAAAAUUGGUACCAUUUUACGUUUUAAGAAGAUGUGUACACUCAUUAAGCGCAGUAAACUAAUUAAAAGAAGUGAAUCAGUUUAAACCGUACCUAUUCAUAUUUAAUCAUGCUUCUGUCGACUUCAAUGGCCGAGAAGCUACCAAGUUAAUAGGUUCAAAGGAACAGGGCAAAGGCAACUUAACAGAGGGUUUAAAUAUUUUCCAACAAUGUGAAACAGUUUGGGGUCAUUUAUUUUCUGAGUAGGAUACUUGGAGUAGGAUUUUUUAAUGAAAAAUAAUACGAAUGAAUAUUUAAACUUUUAUUUAAUAUUUCGAAAUAGUAUACAACUGUAGAAAAAUGGUAAAAUUACCAUACCAAUAUUAGCAUCUUUAUCAUAGAGGAAAAUCAACAAAUAGAAAGAAAAAAGAAAUAAAAAAGUGUGGAACAUAAUUUUUAUUUUAUCUCCAUUUUUUUAAUAGAGCAAGAAUAUUAAAAACGAUUCCAAAUGUUUAAGUACUGAUACGUUUACACAAAUAUUUUUAAAUAUUUUUAAGAACAAUGCAUUUAUUACUACAUAAAAAUUCUACCUUUAGUUUUUAAAUAUAUUGCCAAUAACUUCUUUUCCAUUUUCGAUUGCCCGCUGAGUUUUAUCUGAACCAGUUCGUGCAUUUUCCAGUUAGGUUAAUUAAUCGAGGUUCUACUGUACUGUACCAAAUCGAAGUCGUAUUAACCUUCACGCUGCAAUUUUUAAUUAUUAUCAAACGAAACUGUAAGCCCACCACACAAUUCGAUUUUAGUUCAUAAUUGGAACUUAUUUUUCUUUAAAACGAGGCUCAAUAAUACUGUGGCACAUCUCUAGUCUACUGUUUACCAUCACGGAACCUGGUCGAGCUUCAAUAUAUUUUUCUCCAAAAUUGCAAUUUUUAAAAGCACAUUAAAAAAUAUUUAAAAGUGAAUGAGGAAAUUACUAAAUUACAAAAUUAAUAAUUCACUACAUGAAAAAUUAACAAUAAUUCGAGUAAAAAAUAAUUACUUUAUCAGUUCUGUUACAUAUGUUCCAAAUUUUCUUAGUCAUUUUCCCGUAUAGAAUUUUAUGACAUCAGAAAUGCUAAUUUUGCAGCGUAGAGAUUAAAACAAAAUACGUUUAAACAUAUCAAUGAAAGUGUGCAAUUAGGCCAACACAUCUGGAACUUCUGUUUCUGUCGUUUGAAUCUUAUUCUGAAACAGAACAAGUUACAUAUACAGGGCAUAUUUAUAACACUGCUGGUCAAAGUUCAAUCCAUUUAAUAAUUAAUAAGUACAUAUAUUACAAUGUUAUAAGAUUCAAAUGGGCGAUUAACAGUGAAAAGUUAUAUUUCUCGUUGCAAUUAGAGGAUUCCUAUCGAUUAUAGUCACGGUCACAUGCAAGUCAUGUUAUUAAGGUUUCCUAUUAAUUUUAGAGAAUGGUCUCAUACGGAUUAACAUAGUUUAAAGAAAUUGUUUAUUAAUUACGAUGAUGAAACUACAGUGAUUCGUAUUAUCUGUUAUGUAAGUAUAGUUUUCUGUUCAUUCGAACGAAGUAGUCAUAGGUAAAUCGUAUAACUUAAAAAGCUUUCUAUUAAUCUUUUAAAAAAUGGCCACAUGUGGUACAUGUAAAUUAGGAAGCUUUUUAUCAAUUAUAUCAGCCACCCAUGGUGAUUAGCGCUAUGUAUGAUACAAACUAGUAGAACUGCAGUGGGCUAGACACUACUAACUCAUACGGUCUACAAGGAUUUUGUUAAUCUUUGCAGAAUUACUGCAUGUAUUUCAUGUUACCUGAAGUCAUACCAGUUGUAGUAAAGGCUUCAUCGUUUUUGACAGCGUAACCUACCAGAAUGUCGUGUUAUCUACCAAAUAUUUUAUUAACACUUUAUCGACUAAUGGAUCCACGAGGCAUCAAAUACGCUACUAUCAAAAGAACGUUAAAUUAAUAUUAUAAUUAAACAGGCUGUUCGUUCUAAUUCGAAAAUAUAAAAUAGUUCCUUUUCUGUUAAUAAUACGAAAAAAGUUUUCGAAGGAAAUUGUUCAAUCCAUAAAGAUACGCAUCUGGAUAUGUCAACAUUUUCUUUGUGGUUGCAUUUUUAAUGAUUUAUAACAAUCGAAACUGUCUAUAUAUGAAACAAAAAAAAUUCUUGAUCUUUAGGCAGAUUUGUAUAAUAAAGAAUUUGAGUAAGAAAACAAAAAUUAACAUAUGUAGGAAGGUGCGUAAUGCAGGUUUCUUUAUAUAGUUAAAUUUGAAAAUAACUUUUUUUCGUUUACUUGUUAGUUGUUUCAGAAAAUAUUAAAAAUAAUUUAUACUGAUUAUUUCGCGUAAGGGGAUUUGAUAAAUGAAUAAUUGCUACAAGUAAAUAACCUUUUUGCAGUUCUUGUUUAUUUACCUAUAAGGUCGUUAUAAAAUGUUAAAAAUAAUAUAUAAUUUUAUUUAAAAUAAUAAUGUCUUUCAAUUUUUACAUGUAUCAUAAAUAAAAUCGGAGAUACGCGAGGUGCUUAAAUUAAAUGAAAAGCAUUAAAAGUACACAGGAUGUUCCCACAAUCUUGGUACAAGCAGAAAAUGUGUGUAUCUAUGUGAAAAACUCAGACGAAAAUGUAGAAUAGAAUGUUCAUCAUAUGAAAAAAUGUUAUUCUACAUUUUCUCAGUUUUUCAUAUAGAAUAAUUACCUUUCUGAUUGUAUUACAAUUUCUAAAACAUUGUGCAAUGGUUCCUUCGAUAAGGUGUUAAUUAUGAAACAGAAACAAAUGGGUUAUACACCUCUACGUUUCUAAAGGUCCUUAGAAAAGGGAAACACGUUUCGUACGCAAUAAUGUAAUACUUAUAGUAACGAGGAUAGCCAACUUAAGAAAAAUGUUAACAUUAUAGAUAUAUGUACCGGUGCUUGUAAUUCGCACACUUUAUCAGACAUCGCUGGUUCGUUGUUCUCCGCCUUGUUCGCAAGGAAAAUUAUCGUGUGUAUCUAGACUAAUUUUAGAGUAGCUCUUGUAGGCGAAGAUUUCUUUACCAAUGAUUUCACACAUUAUCGUGAGUAUCCUUCCCUUUCGUUAAAACGUAGUUAAAAACUCCAAUGAUGAGGCGAACGUGAGUCGAUGUUUAUUAAAUUUGCAACUAGAUUGUUGUUUCAAAGAUUUCACAGAAAUCAUCCUUGCAUUAAUAUUGCUACAAGUACGAGUCCUUUAGAGAAAUUGCGCCACACUGAUAAAAAAUUACGUUGGAAAUUGGAAAUUGUUAUUUGCUGAAAAGUAAUAUUUCAUUCAUUGUACACGCGGAAAAUGAAGUAGUGAUUACCUGCACAGAAAAACAUCAGAAAUUACAAUACUUCAUGAAAAAUUAAUGUAUCUUUGCAGCAAAUGAACAUACUCUAGGUUGAGUUAAAUUUAAAUUUAAAUUAACCUUAGGUUGUAUUUUUUAAGUAGGUCGCAAGUUUUAGUAAAAUCUCAGAUAUGAGUAUAUUUAUAUUUAAUAUUACUUAAUACCAUUUCAAAAAAUCGGAUUAGUUUUCGGUCGUAUAAGUAUUUCAACUCUAAUUAAAAAAACAAUAGCUCCAUCUUACAGUAUGUAAUUGUUUUAAUUCAAAGCUCAGUGGAACGAUUUUUCUCUAACUCCUAUAGAUACAUCAGCAAUUACAUGUUUAUAUUUGUGCAUUUUAAUUGUCAAGCAUCAUUUGAAAGAUCUAUUCAUCAAAAAAUCAUUGAUUGCUAUAAAGUACUCAUCAUAUCCUCAGAACACUGUAUAACAGUCAUCCUUCAUAGAACGAAUUGCUAUUUCCUCGUAAUGGACGCUAUAAUCUAAUGACCCUUUCUUAAAAACAGGCGUACAAAUAAUAAGCGACCGAGUUCGACUAACAGAGACGGAAAUUGUUUAAGUCGCUGCGCGUACUUAUUGUUAGUAGGCAAUAUAGAUCGAUCGGUCCAUUAUGAAACACUAGUCAAAGUCCUCGAACAUUAUAGUCCGAGCGCUGGAAGUUCCUUUCCUCUGAAAGUGAACGGUUAUUUCCGUAUGGUUUCAUUAUUAUUCGUACAUUAUAAUUAAUAAUUAACAUUUUAUGUUGAUUUCUUACUGGUAGGGCAUAAGUAAAGUAUCAACGUUUUAAAAAAUGAUUUGAUCUUAUUGCUUGAUACGAUCUAGAGAAACUAACCCCAAGGGUUAAUAUUACUUAUUAGGAAGUGAAUCAGAUAAAAAAGAACAUUUUAGUGUGGGAUUAUGUUUAGGUAGAGUCUCAGUUGACUUUAGAUGUAACUACAGCAUAAUUUGGAUGUAUUGAAUAUGUUUAAGUAUUUAAUCGAACUUUUAGGUGUGGAUUAGAUCUGAUGUUUAAGUUAUGUCUAAAAGUAUCGUUAUAUGUGGACACAUUCAAACCUUAUUCUUAUCUAGUUCAAACUUAAUUUGUGCCAUACCUCAAAAGAUUAAAAUAUAUACAUAUUUAAAAUAUUUAAAACCUAGACGAAGAUUUAUUGAAUGUUUAUGUUUGAAUGAUCUAAAUUGGACCUAAGUUGAAUCAGAGUCUGAUCUAGAUUAAAUGGAUUCUAUCUAGAAAUGACCUAAAUAUAUCAAACUGCCUGGACAGUCAAAAUUUUGAAAUUGUGGUAAAACGAAAUUUUGUUUGGUAGGUUAAAAAUGAUAUAAAAACGAAUGAAAUUAUGUAAUAUAUUAUUGCGUAAUAAUUCGGAGUCUAAUUGUGACGUAUAGCAUAUGGGUAUUUAAAUCAGACCUAAUUUUCAAUUUGGGGUAGAUUUGAAACUUGGGUCUUCAGAAACCAACGAAAUUCUAUGAUCUACGUUAGUUUCGCCUAUCCACGCAAAGGCAAUUAAAAAAAGGUUUAAAUUAGUGAUAUUUAGAAAUAUUUAAAGGCUGCAACGUCCGAACGUUCAGCUGUAUGUUACAAAAAAUUCUGAAUAAUUUAGAGUAAACUGUUAACUUAAUGAUGGUUAUUGGUAGGUUACAGACUAGAUUUCUGUUUGUUGCCAAGCAAUUGUAAAUGUUACUGUUAAUUGUAUCUACAUGAUGUAUAUGUAUGUUAUAUUUUAUUGUUUCUGUAUAUAUGUGGUAAUUUUCAAGAUUCACUUAUGUAAUAAGUGUUUAAAAUUUCCUUAUGUAAUAUGUUAUGUAUAAGUAAUUCUCUCGAUUACACUAAUUUAUAAUUUUGUAAUAUAAUUACCCACAGUUUAGAAGUGGUAUGCGAUUCGCAGUGGAACGUUAAGUAUGAAAAAAAAGUAAAUACGUUUAUAUUAGCUUUGUAAAUUUGUUAUCUUAAGCAAUUGUUGAUAAUUUUGAAUGUUCUUUAUCAAUAAAGCGAACAUUCCUCGUACAGUAUCUCCAAUAGACGCAACGAAGAGACAGAAUACUGCAUAGAGGCUGAUAAAGCUAACUUCUUUAGGUAGAGAAGAGAUUUCUAGCGCGCGGACCUCGUCUGUCGCAACACAUAUUAAAUGUGGCCAAUCGUUCGUGUGUUGGCGCCCGCACAGUAAACUCUUGUCCAAUUCUUAGGUAGGUCGGCGGAUCGUCCUUCUCGAUAGACCGGCGAACGUCGACGAUAGCUCUAUUUGUCUAUCACUUUAAUCUUCUACGUCUAAUAACUACUGUAACUAAAGCUACUUCACUAAGUACCGAAUUCUGCCCACAGUAAAAACGAUUCAUCUUUCCCCUUGAAAAAAGUAAACAGUUAGUCGGCGCUAUCACAAGCAGGAUAUGGGGUAGAUCGUAACGUAUUUUGGAUAUUCAUCUUUCUGUAAUUACAUAAGUAGGAUCAAGGGUACUAAAACUCGAACAUAGUUACUAAAAUUGUUAGAGAAUAGCUUAACAUUGCGAAAUAACUGUUUCCAUUAACUGUCAGAGCCUGUAAUGUUACUUUCAUGAAUCGUGUGUUGCCGGAAAAUAUGACAUUCAUUAGGAAACUAUCUGUUAAGGAAACACGCGACGAAUGACUGUGUACCUAUAUAACACUCAAUCAUUGCUGAAUGUUAGUGGAUCUACCGCAUACCUUGUUUAUACCUGUAAUUUGUAACUACUUACAGACACGCACAUAUAUAUAUACAUAUAUAUAAAACGCAUUUGUUAACAUUAUUCAUAUUUUACGACGUUGUUCGUUAACUUUGUUGUAUACUACUUCGAUUGUACAGUCACCCGUAGUAUAAAUGUCAUCGAGUUUCGGAAUGUUCCCUCACGUGGAAGCAUAAAACAAAGUAUGUAGUAGUUUCAUCUGUAUUGCCGUUACGCGAUGAGUUUAUUAAGUAUUCAAUUGAUCGGGAAAGUUUUAUAUUCAGAGUCUAAGGAAAACUGCUUUAUUGUAACCAUAAAAUGAAUCUUUAACUAGCGCGGGGAAUUGCGGCGGUUCCUUGUAUUGUUAUCUACUAACGUUACAUAUAAGUAUACAUACACACAUGUACGCACAUAUCAAGUAACGUUUACUUAUGUAAGAGUAUGUGUAUGUAUGGUAUAUAAAAGUGUUCUGUAUAUUAAUCAUAAGAUGCAAAUACCUAUUAUGUUUAAGGUGAAAUAGAAUUACUUAUGUACAUCGCGAAAUUAUUUGCGAUUGCACCUCUGCGGCCAAGAAUAUCACGCAUAUCAGGCGAAAGCCAUCAUAGCGAUGAUUUUAUUGAAUAGGACAUGUCCUCGUAAGAUAGAAUUGCUUAUAAAAUAAAGGUGACUGAACUAAAGUAGUCUAUAUUCAAAAGUUCAGUUGAACUUUAUUCCAAAAAAUAAUAUUGUAUGAAGACUACUGUUAUUACAAUGAAAUUAUGUAUUGUCACAUGAGGUAAUGAUAAUUAUAAACAAUCCGAGUAAUCAUGAGAAAGCAUGGUUCAAAAAAACAGUCGUCUUCGUGAUCAAUAAUAUCUAAUGGUCAAUAAACUUGUAAGCACAUAUCACUUUCUGUUCAUACGGAAAGUAUACACGGCAUACCUCUGUAAUUAAUUAAUGAAAGUAUGUUGUAUCAUGUGUAUGUAUGUUUCCUUGUGCAAAAAUAAACACUAUUGUGACACCACCUUUUACUUCAAUUUUAUUCU
This is a messenger RNA of Nomia melanderi (Alkali bee), 9936 nucleotides long. It is a transcript of the gene ChAT, whose product is annotated as Choline acetyltransferase. Gene Ontology annotation, biological process: acetylcholine biosynthetic process; neuromuscular synaptic transmission. Gene Ontology annotation, cellular component: neuron projection; cytoplasm. The record is from RefSeq and is a predicted model, not a curated record. NCBI's taxonomy places the organism in Eukaryota, Metazoa, Arthropoda, Insecta, Hymenoptera, Halictidae. Gene Ontology annotation, molecular function: choline O-acetyltransferase activity.